UGACCGGAAUGGGAUGUUUCUUCUCCUUUAACUUCAACUUCUUUUUUAGCUUCGUCUUCGCCGUCUUUUUUCUUCUCUCCACCCUUCCACUCCCUUCCGAGCCUUUUUCUCAACUACCCCCUCCUCAUUCUUGCUCUUCAAUUUCUCUUUAAUACUCCCUCAGUCCCACUCCCACCCCUUCCUUCUUCAACAAACAGUUGCACUCUUUUCUCUCGCCUCAUUCUUCAUUUCCUAUUCUCAGGCACAAUCAUGUUCGCCCUCUCCACAACUACGUCUUCUACCUCUCCACAUGCAGCAGAGGCCCUUCUGAGUAAAGCAAGGCUACUCUCCAGCAACGCAUACGAGCGCUCUCGAGCUGCUGCAUCCUCGCCCGUACCGACAGCCUUUGCCGAGGGCGAAGACUUCAGUGCACUCUCUUCUUCAUCCCCCUUAAAAUCACACUCCCUCUGUCUCCCUCCCUCCACCGCUUCCCUUCACCAGCUCCACCGGAACUCCUUCAACGACCACAUCCGAGACCAUGGCCGCAAGCGCUCUUCCUACCAGAAACGGUCGUCUUCAUCCUCUGCCACCUCUCUCUCGGUAAAAACCAACAGCUCCUUAUCGACCGAUAAUAAUACCGCAGAUCAGCAGGAUCAGCAGGGGCAACAGGAACACCAGGAAUCGGCCGUUAAGCCCUUGCCCUUGUCCUUGCUCUUGACGGGCGACUCUCCCCCCCCAUCCCCGCAAAGCAACGACAAUAACAACAGCGGCAUCAACAACACUAUAGACGACGAGGACAAUGGCGCACAAACCUCUCCCUCGGCUUGUCCCACCACAUCAUCAUCCCCUAUGACGAGGCACUCUCUCACGAUCACAACAAGUCCGAGAGCCCUGUCCCUGGAAUCCAUUCAGGAACUUCGAGAGAACACAAAUGCACCCCUUUCUGCCGGUCCCAUGUCCUUGCUGCAUCAUCAACAUGCAUUAGAUACCCAUCGCAAAUACUAUAGCGACAGUAUCACCACCACUACCAGCAGUGGGCGCGUGCUUGGCGCUCUCGAGAUCUUGCGUGACAGUGAUGAAAGCCAUUCGCAUUCAGCGCCUUCAUUUUCUGGAUAUGGUGUUAGUGCGAAUGCUGCUCCCAUUGUCACCCAGGUACUAGUGCCGCCCGCCUUGCACAAGACUGUGCAGAGGACGAGAGCAGAGUCGACGCCGCCAGCACCCUUUCGUGUGACGAUAUCGGCGCCCUUGCAUGAACAGGCCAGUCAGGAUGCAGUGUCCCCAACAGCCCCAAGGAUAGAAACCUCGUUCACUAUCACUGAAGAAACUACUGUGGACCCUGUUGCGGCCAUCAUGCAUGCUUCCGAGACCACUGCUCCGGAGUCGCCCAAGGACCAGAAUGCCGACAGUUUGUUGACACCUACGAUGACAACCUUCAUGCCUCCGAGUCAGACCCUAUCUCCCGUCAGCACAAAUGCAACUCCAACCAAGGGAACAAAGAGGACCUCGAAACUGUUUGGUAAAUUGGUACCAAAGUUCCUGCAGACUUCUUCUCAUGGACCUUCGAGCGGCGGCGGUUCUUCGCCACGGUCUCCGAAUGCGGCUUCGGCUUCGCCGUCUCAGCUUUCUGUGGUGGGGUCACGUCAGGGUCGGUCGGCAAGCUUUGCGGGAGGUGCAUCGAGCCCGAUGAUGGCGAUGAAGACUGAGAAUGCCCUGCCGGCUUUACCUGUAAAUUCGAUGCGUGCGCUGCCGCAGUUGCCCGAGAUUCCGGAUUCGGUAUUAAAGGCGGACGAGGAUUGGUUGGAGAGCCCUAGUUCUAGCAACGCUAGCGGUAUAAGCAGCAGUUCAAUGCUUCCAGCAAAGUCAGCCGCUGCGGACGUGGCUGUCCAAAAUAUCAUGGUGCCCUUAGCGCCAGUGCCACCUACGCGUACGACAUUGUACUCAUCUCGGACCUCGCAGCACUCAGCAGGAGCUGAAAACUUUAUGUUAGCUGAACGGUCUUCGACACUCAUUACCGAAGAGCGAUCUACGAGUCCAUACAAGGUCGAGAUUCAACAACACGAGGAAAGUGCUCAAGGAUCGUACCAAGGUCACCCGGCCUUUUCACACUAUGAACACUUUAACAACAACGACAACAACGACAACAACGACAACAACGACAACAACGACAACAACGACAACAACGACAACAACGACAACAACAACGACAACGACAACGACAACGAAGACGAUCAGGAAGCGGAUGGCCACCAUGAUUCUCCUUACAUCAUCGACGAGAGCUGCGACGACGACUUCUUCCUGAACUCGGUCCUCCACAAGAAGAAGGCGCGGCCACAUCCACCACCGAUGUUGUCGACAGGAUGGCCAUCAUCGCCUUCGGCCUCGUCCUUCUCGUCCUUGUCAUCGUCGUCAAUGACAGGUUGGGGAAGGACCCCUUCGUUUUCGAACUCGUUCUCGAUCUCAAUUGCGUCGUCUUCUAGAGCUUCUUCGACGGUCCCCUCGCCGACGACACCCAUGUUCACGCCUGCGUCGAUGUCGACUUAUCAUGCUGGAUACUCUUCUGUGAUGAUCCAGUCGGGGCUGGAUGAAAAGAGGUCGCGAUUGAGUGAUGCUGUCAAGGAGUGGCGGAGAUCUACGAACGCGUCUUCAGGAUCCGUGAACUCGAUGCAUUCUUCUGGAUAGACCACAGUGCUUUAGAAGAAAAGGAUCAGGAUAUCUUUUGAUUGAUGCGUAUUAGCACUUAAUAAAAACAAAAGGUGGAAAGGCGAUUUUUUUUAAUUGUCAAACGAAUGAAUGUGAAAUCGACCUUUUC
Molecule: messenger RNA, 2788 nt
Organism: Gamsiella multidivaricata
Lineage: Eukaryota; Fungi; Mortierellomycota; Mortierellomycetes; Mortierellales; Mortierellaceae
Exons: 2
Coding region: 250-2658 (802 amino acids)
Source: RefSeq, a predicted model, not a curated record